AUGACGAUCGCCUCAUCGCCAAAGAAAUUGAAGCUUGAACCAACAUUCACACCUCUUCCGGAUCAUCUCAUCGAGGAAAACAUCCUAAUAAGACUUGAGGUGAAACCUCUAAUUCGCCUCGCAGGCGUUUCCAAAGGAUGGUCUUCCAUGAUAUCGAGUACUAAAUUCACCAAAGAGCACUUAAAACAGUGGUACCCCUCGAACGAUCGAUCUCUCAUUGUCCAGGAUGAUCGUGAUACAGAAGGAGAAGAUAAGUAUUAUUUAUCCUUUGAUGAAAACUACAAUCUGAAUGAGUUUGUUGAAUUGAGGAAUAAAUAUCCGACUUAUUUAUUUAAACCUCUAAAGUCUUGUGUGGUGGGUUCUUGUAAUGGUCUAUUGUGUAUGUUAAAUGAGGAAACCAUGCGCAUCUAUGUGUGGAACCCUAUGACUAAUGUGGUCCGCGAUACUAUGGGUCCCGCCCCUCAUUUCUGUAGGUCGGAGGAUUAUGAAGUGAGGUGUGUUGGAUUUGGUUAUGUAUCGUCUAUUGAUGAGUAUAAGAUAGGGUGUUUGAUGUUUUAUAAGAAAACAUUACUUUCUCUUGUGUUUUCAUUAAAGACUGGGAGAUGGGCUAAAAGGCGUCAGAGAAAAAAGCAUUAUAAAAAGGUGUUAGCAUGUAUAGAUAGGGAAACCCCGGUGUUUGUUAAUGAUACUAUUUAUUGGAUUUCGGAUAUUAUAGAAGAUGGGCAUAGCUUCCUAAUUGGAUUGGAUUUAGUUUAUGAUGAUAUGAUAUUCCUCAAAACAUUCGUAAAUAUCCCUCAGGGAUUCGCAACUGCAAAACUAUGUUACCUUGUAAUAGAGAUUAUCUUUUUCUUUGGUUAG
Messenger RNA from Chenopodium quinoa (quinoa), 858 nucleotides. RefSeq names its product putative F-box protein At1g33530. Gene Ontology annotation, molecular function: protein binding. The coding region runs from base 1 to 858 and encodes 285 amino acids. The transcript has a single exon. Lineage: Eukaryota; Viridiplantae; Streptophyta; Magnoliopsida; Caryophyllales; Amaranthaceae. The record is from RefSeq and is a predicted model, not a curated record.